AUGGACCCAAAAUCGACAGCAUUCCAUCUUUACAAAUAAACAUUAAUUAGAAAGAACACUAACCCUAUUGGACAAAUCUAUAGUUACGAGCAGAAGGAUAAAAUUGGCCAAGGAGCAUACGGUAGCGUGUACAAGGCUAUACAUAAAGUAAGCAAAUAGGUUAGGGCAGUUAAAGUUAUAAACAAACUUAAUAUCAAAUAUAAGGAAAGGCUGUUAAGCGAGAUAACUAUAAUGGAGUUAUUGGAUCAUCCUAGCAUUUUGAGAUUAUAUGAAACAUUCGAGGAUGCAGAGUACUUAUACAUGGUUUUAGAAAUAUGCUAAGGAGGAGAUGUGUUUGAUAAGGUUCUAGAAAAGGGAUGUCUACCAGUAGAAGAUGCUUUUAAAAUAUUUAUUUAAUAUAUGCGAGCUGUUAACUAUUAUUAAGGGUUUAAAAUUGUGCAUAGAGAUUUAAAACCAGAAAAUUUUUUAUUUUAGAAAAAAAAUGAUUUAUCAUCUUUAACCUUGAUUGAUUUUGGUAUUGCAAAAAGGUGUGUUGACAAAUUAAAAACAAAAAGUGGCACAGCAUAUUAUGUUGCUCCUGAAGUUUUGGAUGGUUUAUAUGAUCAUAAAUGUGAUGUAUGGUCAGCUGGAGUUGUGCUUUAUGUAAUUUUGUGUGGUUAUCCUCCAUUCUAUGGUGAAAAUGAAAAGGAAAUACUUACAGAAAUUAAAACUGGUUCAUUAUAAUUUGAUGGCGAUGAAUGGUAAGGCAUUUCCCAAGAAAUUAAAGACUUUAUUAGAUCUUAAGUCUGUCCAGCUGAAAAGAGAGUUUUACCAAAGGAUUUAUUAAGUCAUAAGGUUAUCACUCAAUACAAUCAAAAAUUUGUUUAAGAUAAUAAAUUAUUAUCUAUGAUUACGCUUAAUUAAUGGGUCAAAUAUCAUCCAAUUAGAAGACUAGCUCUCUUUUAUUUAGCAACAUAGCUUGAUUCAAGUGAGUUAGUCAAUUAGAAAAAUUGCUUUUUCUUCAUAAAUACUUCUCAAACUGGAUUAAUAACUUAAUAAGAGUUAUCAACCUAUUUAAAAGUUAAUAAACAAGAUGUACAAAAAUUAUGGCCUUUUAUUGAUUGUAACAGCAAUGGCUACUUGGAUUAUUUUGAAUUUGUUGCUAUAACACUCACUUAGUAAGAAUUUGUAAAAUAAUUACAAUUUAUGUUCGACUUCUUGAGUUAGCAAGAUAAGGUCAUUUCUUAAAAGAGCAUCAAAUCUAUUUUCGAUUAGAAUGCUAACUUUAAUAAUAAAUGGGACAGCAUCUCAGAUACAAAAAACCAUUUGGCUAUAGUGAACUAACACGAAUAAUAAAUAAAUGUUAAAAAUAUAAUAGACAAAGAUAUGGAUUUCAAUGCCUUUAAAGCCAUAAUGUAGUGAAAUAUACAUUCAUAUAUCAAUAUAAAUAUAUAUAUAAUAAUUUAAGAUGCUUUGA
Molecule: messenger RNA, 1456 nt
Organism: Paramecium tetraurelia
Lineage: Eukaryota; Ciliophora; Oligohymenophorea; Peniculida; Parameciidae
Exons: 7
Biological process (GO): intracellular signal transduction; protein autophosphorylation; peptidyl-serine phosphorylation
Cellular component (GO): nucleus; cytoplasm
Molecular function (GO): calmodulin binding; calcium-dependent protein serine/threonine kinase activity; calcium/calmodulin-dependent protein kinase activity
Source: RefSeq, a predicted model, not a curated record